Molecule: messenger RNA, 3174 nt
Organism: Alternaria metachromatica
Lineage: Eukaryota; Fungi; Ascomycota; Dothideomycetes; Pleosporales; Pleosporaceae
Exons: 4
Coding region: 1-3174 (1057 amino acids)
Cellular component (GO): cell periphery; cell septum
Molecular function (GO): chitin synthase activity
Source: RefSeq, a predicted model, not a curated record
AUGCCAAGAUCGUCUUUCGAGGACACUUCAAACAUGUCGAAUGCCAACAGCAACACGGCUGAAUUGGGCGAGCGCAUGACCAUGUCUGAGGUCGGCAAGCAGAAGGCUGCCGAGGCGGACAUCCACGACUUCCUGCGCGAGGCGGGCGAUGCGCUGAGUUCGACGUCGAGCGCAGCAGCAAUGCCUGCGCAGAUGCCGCGACGGAAGACGAUCAAGUCGCAGUUCGAUACGACGCCCUACAAGACCGUACGGUUACAAGACCCAGACUUACCAUUACUUUCUUCCCGCAGACCUCCAUCGCCAGUAUCGCGAUCAUACCACCCCACAAAUUCCUCAGUAUCCGGCUUAUCACGGACGCCGUCAGUGAUGGAUACCGCGCCGAACAUGCCGCCGCCGGGAGAGGACCCAUACGUACCAUACCGACGGCCGCUGUCGCCCGACCGACCAUAUUCACCCACGCGCACAUCAGCCGACUACUCGCGGCCGCCAGCGUCAGUCAACUCAUACGAGCCAGUGGAUCUUCAUGGCAGCCCACGGCCAGGCAGCCCUCAGCGGCCACUACCACCUCAACCCUUGUUCACCGGCCGUAGACCAAACUCCCGCGGCUCCGAGGGCACCAUGGACAUGACUGAUAUGACUUCGAUACCCAUUCACGACGAUGACGACCCCUUCACCGACAUUGGCGACGACCGACCCGACCUGCGAUCGCGCGACUCGUACAUGACCGAUGACACAUACACAGACAUCUACACCGAGAUAGAUGAGAAGGCAGAGCACUACGGGCCGGCUCCCGAUGGCGCACAAGAGCGACGUGGAGCGCGCGACGCUGUAAUGACAAAGAAGGAGGUCCGAUUGAUCAACGGUGAACUCAUUCUAGAGUGCAAGAUCCCGACCAUCCUCCACAGUUUCCUUCCACGACGAGACGACAUCGAGUUCACGCACAUGCGAUACACAGCCGUGACAUGCGACCCAGACGACUACUGUGAUCGUGGAUACAAACUGCGCCAGAAUAUCGGCAACCCGCGCGAAACCGAACUUUUCAUCGCCAUCACCAUGUACAACGAGAACGAGAUCGACUUCACCCGAACAAUGCACGGUGUCAUGCAAAACAUCAGUCACUUCUGCUCCCGAAUGAAGUCAAGAACCUGGGGAAAGGACGGAUGGCAGAAGAUCGUCGUAUGCAUCAUUGCGGAUGGUCGCGGAAAGGUUCACCCGAGAACACUCGACGCGAUCGCUGCCAUGGGAUGCUUCCAGGAAGGUAUCGCAAAGAACCACGUCAACCAGAAAGAGGUCACUGCCCACGUCUACGAAUACACAACCCAAGUCUCGCUGGACUCAGACCUCAAGUUCAAGGGUGCUGAGAAGGGCAUUGUGCCCUGCCAGAUGAUCUUCUGCUUGAAGGAGAAGAACUCAAAGAAGCUGAACUCACAUCGUUGGUUCUUCAACGCCUUCGGCCGCGCACUCAACCCGAACGUCUGCAUUCUACUCGACGUAGGAACCAAGCCUGGACCCAAAGCUCUGUACCAUCUAUGGAAGGCCUUCGACACCGACUCCUCCGUCGCAGGAGCUGCAGGAGAAAUCAAGGCUGGCAAAGGCAAAGCGUGGCUUGGUCUGCUCAACCCGCUUGUCGCAUCGCAGAACUUCGAAUACAAGAUGUCCAAUAUCCUUGACAAGCCAUUGGAGUCAGUGUUUGGCUACAUUACGGUCUUGCCAGGCCACGGUCCUCUUAGCCAGUACUUCAAGGGAGAAACGCUCCAUGGUCAAGAUGCAGAUGUGUUCACCGCAAACAUGUACUUGGCUGAAGAUCGUAUUCUGUGCUGGGAGCUUGUAGCGAAGCGCAGCGAGCAAUGGGUCUUGAAAUACGUCAAAGCGGCGACUGGUGAGACGGAUGUGCCAGAUACCGUACCCGAGUUCAUCUCUCAACGUCGUCGUUGGCUGAACGGAGCCUUCUUUGCGGCUGUCUACUCACUGCUUCACUUCAAGCAAGUCUGGGCCACUGACCACACCAUCGGCCGCAAGAUCCUGCUUCACAUCGAAUUCGUCUACCAGUUCGUGCAACUCCUGUUUACGUUCUUCUCGCUUGCCAACUUCUACCUGACCUUUUACUUCGUCGCCGGCUCACUGUCAGACCCGGAACUGGAUCCCUUCGGCCACAACAUCGGAAAAUACAUCUUCUACAUCCUCCGCUACACAUGCACGCUGCUCAUCUGCAUGCAAUUCAUCUUGUCUAUGGGUAACCGACCCCAAGGUGCCAAGAAGAUGUUCUUCUGGAGUAUGGUCAUGUAUGGUGUCAUCAUGGCUUACACUACCUUCGCGUCCUUCUACAUCGUCAUUGUCCAACUCAAGGAUCCGAAGGCGGAAAAGACCAUCGGGGCCAAUGUGUUUACCAACCUUAUCAUCUCGACUGCGACAACGAUUGGUCUCUACUUCCUCAUGUCCUUCAUGUACCUGGAUCCAUGGCACAUGUUCACUUCGAGUGCGCAGUACUUUGCCCUCCUACCAUCAUACAUCGCCACACUUCAAGUUUACGCCUUCUGCAACACUCACGAUAUCACUUGGGGAACCAAGGGAGACAACGUCGCGAAGACCGAUCUGGGAGACGCCAAAGGAAAGAAGAAGGACAUUGUGGAGCUUGAGAUGCCAUCAGAGCAGCUGGAUAUCGACAGUGGGUAUGACGAGGCGCUUCGCAACCUCCGUGACCGUGUCGAAGUUGUCGAGCCCCCGAUCUCCGAGUCGCAGCAACAGGAAGACUACUAUCGUGCCGUGCGUACCUACAUGGUGGUCAUAUGGCUCAUCUCCAACGCUGUCCUCGCCAUGACUGUCAGCGAAGCCUACUCGGACCGCAAGGUGACGAACAACUUCUACCUUACCUUCAUUCUCUGGGCUGUCGCUGGUCUCGCCUUCUUCCGUGCUAUUGGUUCAACCACUUUCCUCAUCAUCAACUCUAUCCAAGCCAUCAUGGAGACGAAGCUCAAGUGGGAGGACAAGAUCGACGACAAGAAGAGCAAUAGAACUGGUCUUGGAGGUGGCCGCAAGUACGGAAGGAACAAAUGGUGGAAGUUUGGAUUUGGCGGCGGCGGCGUAUCGUCGAGUUGGUUCUCGGGCAGCACGAUUUCGAGUAAGCUUAGUAGCAUGACUCCCAGUAACUGGGGUGGAAGCAGUGUCGGAAGAUAG